AUGUCAUCACUUGCAUUUGCACAUAUUAAUGAGUGCGCUUCCGGGCCGUGUCAGAAUGGAGCACAUUGUAAUGACUUAGUCAAUCAAUACACAUGCAGUUGUGUGCCUGGUUAUGUUGGCACGCAUUGUGAGACAGACGUCAACGAGUGCGCUUCAGACCCAUGCCAACAAGGCGGAGCCUGCCUAAACGAGAUUAACCAAUACACAUGUCAAUGUGUCUCGGGCACAGAAGGAACAAACUGUGAAAUAGACAUUGACGAAUGCGCGUCUGGUCCGUGCCAAAAUGGAGGAACGUGUACAGAUCUUUUCAAUCACUUUGUCUGCGCAUGCCUACCGUGGUACUACGAAUAUAACUGUGCCUCACUGGAUGGAUCAUACAGUUUUAGAACGUUCACUAAGUUCAAAAAUCACGCACUUGUCGACAAGUCCUACAGCAUCUCUCAAACUCGCAGUGAGAUAGAGUGUUUAAGGAAAUGUUUAGGGAUGGCAGAUUGUCAGUCAGUGAACUUUAAAAGCACAUUGGGUACCUGUGAAAUUGCAAGUGUGACGAAAGCUGACCAUGCUCUGGAUUAUAUUUCCUCAUCUGCGUCGGCGUACUUUGAAUAUAAGCCUUGAUUUUCAUUUCAUUUAUUCAUUUUUAUUUCGGAAUUGUACAUCUAGGCCUAUGCAAAAUUACGAAAUACACCAUCUUAAGAAUAUACUGUGCAUAAAAAGAAAUAUGCUAAGCCGAGCCCUAACUCUAGACAUAAAUAUUCAAUACCUUUCCGUAGUGUCAAUCAAAUUAACAACUGACCAAUCAGAACAGGGCCAGAAAUACGUCUUUCAAACACACAUGUUUUUACACUGUCGUUUUGCGAGACCUUAGGUACAAUACCCAAUGGGCGGGGUUUAGUGGAAAGGUCCACUGAGAAUGAACGCAACAGUCAUAAACAUUGCGUCUUGAUAAUCAAACUAUAGAAUACUGUAGGGCUCUGAGGAUGGUUGGGAAUUUGGAGGGGUAGAUUCCACCCUGUAUUUUUUACUUGUGAGGUUACACUGAACAGACGACGGACAUUCAAGUCCAGAUGCGUAGUAUGAUACUGUACUUCCGUAAAGUACAUUUGAGACCUGUAAUAGGGCUUCAGCAACCGUCAAUAAACGUCAACAUAGUUAACAACAUUUUGUCAUCCUCCUUCAACAACCAACAACAUGAAUAAUUAUUAAUAUAAUAGUAUCACUUAGUGACUGCUGUACUAUUAAUAAAGAAAUACAACAGUUCCAUGUUACUUGUUUUUACUAAAUUAUUAUUAUUAUUGUUUUUUUUCCCUUUUUUUUUAAUUAGCUGGUUUUAGGCCGAAGGCCCAGUAUAUGCCAAGACUGAAAUUAAUCACUAUUCAAAGUUGCAUACCCCUUCACAAAACAAUCAUAAACACAAGAUUCUCUACGUAAACUAAGUCUUAUUAUAAGACUUAAAGAGCGGAGUUGUUACCGUGCCAGGAAUUGUACCCAGAACCCUGGGAUUGGAAGGCAAGCACCUUAAAUACCAAGCUAUUCAACUCCACUAUUAUUUGUUUUGAAUUCGAAUUCGAGUAAAGUUAUACCUGAUACGUUAUCAACCCAUUUACCAAUUGGAACGUUAAAAUCAACAUAGAGGUCUGGUUUUAUAAAAAUAGAAAGAGAAAAAAUCGAUCAAAAAUUUAGUCACUUCAGUUGAUAAACACAAUGUUGUUUGUCUGACACAU
Molecule: messenger RNA, 1721 nt
Organism: Anneissia japonica
Lineage: Eukaryota; Metazoa; Echinodermata; Crinoidea; Comatulida; Comatulidae
Product: fibropellin-3-like
Exons: 5
Coding region: 1-615 (204 amino acids)
Biological process (GO): establishment or maintenance of epithelial cell apical/basal polarity; heterophilic cell-cell adhesion
Cellular component (GO): protein-containing complex; plasma membrane
Molecular function (GO): calcium ion binding
Source: RefSeq, a predicted model, not a curated record